Polyodon spathula (Mississippi paddlefish) is the source of this 2457-nucleotide messenger RNA. RefSeq names its product zinc finger protein 300-like. Lineage: Eukaryota; Metazoa; Chordata; Actinopteri; Acipenseriformes; Polyodontidae. Gene Ontology annotation, biological process: regulation of transcription by RNA polymerase II. Bases 35 to 1267 code for a protein of 410 amino acids. Gene Ontology annotation, molecular function: RNA polymerase II cis-regulatory region sequence-specific DNA binding; DNA-binding transcription factor activity, RNA polymerase II-specific. The transcript is spliced from 3 exons. The record is from RefSeq and is a predicted model, not a curated record.
UGCAGAUGCGGACAGUAACCAACCUCUCAGAAACAUGAACCCCGACUGGAGUGAACAAGACUGCCGCAGGAACGGGAUCCAGGGAUUAUUCAUCAGAGUUAAAGAUAAUACAGAGAGACAGGCUUUCAUUGAAGCAGAUGAGGGGCCAAUGGUAGAAUCAGUUCACACACAAGAGGGGAUCUUUGAUCAUGAACAGAGUGCAAGUGUAAUGCAGGUUACACAGCAGAUGUCUUUGCAAGGUAAAGAAGCCUCAAGCAAUGAGUCUGUCCACAUUAAAGAGGAGGCCGCUGAGCUGCAGCCUGUCUGCAUUACAGGGAAAGUUUCUAAAAAAAAUAAAGUCAAUCUACUGGAGGAGAAUAUAGUUAUGCUGGGAUCUAGUGAUUUUGAUGAUUGUCCUCCUGAACUGGUCCACAUGAAACCCAGUCAGCGUGUCUCUGAAGACACUUGUUCUAGUGUUGGAGAAGAGGGCACUGUGCUGGGGUCCAUUCAGAGGAAACAUCUCACCCCUCAGGAAAGAGCUGCAGGUGGAAAGGAGGAAGGAGCAUCGCCAUCCACUAGCAGCGCAGCGUAUAUAAGAAGACACAACUCCACUGCAGCACCCCAGUGCAAAAUCUCUUCUGAUGGCAAAUUGCAUCGUAAGGAACACAGAGAGUCGUCACCCCAAGAUGAAUAUGUGAAGAAACUGGGAACUCGCUCAGUUCAAAAUCUUUCUGUACAAGAUAGCAGACCACUUACUCUGGGUUAUAUAGUGACUCCACAACCUGAGGGUGUUUACAGUUCUGCAACCCAGGGCAACUUCAUUCCCCUACAAACUCCCCCGCAGAUUCCUUCAGAGCAGAUCUUGUAUCACUGUACUGAAUGUGGCUCCAACUUCAGUGACCUGGGAAACCUGAAAGCACACCAACAGAUUCACAAAGAAGAGAAACCCCAUCACUGUACUGAAUGUGGAAAAAGCUUCAGAUGGGUAGGUGGGCUUAUAACCCACCAGCGUAUUCACACAGGAGAGAAGCCCUAUCUGUGUACUGAGUGUGGGAAGAGAUUCAGAGAUUCAGUAAAAUUAAAAGUACACCAGCGAAUUCACACUGGAGAGAAGCCUUAUGAAUGUCCUGUAUGUGGGAAGGGUUUUAGUCGGAGAGACAACCUUAGAAUACACCACAGAAUCCACACAGGAGAGAAACCUUUUGAGUGUACUGAGUGCGGGAAGAGAUUUGUAGAGUCAAAUAUGCUAAAGAGACACCGGCGAGUUCACAGAGAUUUAAUCAGUUAGGACACUUAAACAAAAAUAGUUUACAGAAUGAAAGCACCUCACUCGCACCAGAAUACCAGAACAGACCCACUUUUCUUUCUGUCAGUUUCAACUGCAGGUAGCUGUUAAAAUAAAUGUAAUUACAGUAAGAUUCAUGUAAAAGUAAGAACAAUUCAUAGCCUGCAAUGUAUGCAAAUAAUUAUAGCUCUGUGAUCUACAGCGCCUAUAUAAUGUGAGAGUUGUGUGUGAAUGUACUGCAACACAUGGAAAAGCAGCAGGACGACGGUUACUAUUCAAGGAGCAGGUGUCCUUGUAACUGGCUUAUUCCUCAGUGCAGUGGCUGCAUUGACCGGCGUGCCUAGCAGGACAGUCCUGGGAGUUUCUGGAUUAGCAACAUUCAGAUAGCACAUCAGCAGGAAGCUAGAACUGCAGCAUAGAGAUGGGUGCCAUGAAUUGUGAUAAGAAACAGAAGUGAUUCAAAUUUCAUGAGCUGCAACAACGAACAGUUUGGUUAUUGAGAUCACAAUAACAUCACAAUGAAAGAUAACCAAUAGCUACACUUUCCUUGUUUUACACUGAUGACAUUGUAUUUUCUUGCAGUGCAUGGUUAAGCUCUUUUCACACUGGCAUGCUCUGCCUGGGUCGUGACCCGGUGUCAUGCAGCACUAAAUUAACUAAAACUAAGAAUAGGCAUUAGGAACUAUAUAUUUCACCAGUCGUGAAAUACCAUCCCACCCAUAACUCAGGCGCAUCCAGGUUAGGCUUUUAUCAUAGAUACUGAUGUGUGAUGAGCAACAGAGUAACAUUCAAUGAUGAUGGGAGCAGUGGGAAGAAAGUCAUUUUAAAACCUUAGCAACAACAUCUUUAACAAGGAGAAGUUCCACUAAAUGGGAGCAGUGAAAAUCCAUUUCCAAGCACACUGUCGCUGCUCCUCUGAUCAUCUGCUGUUGGCUGUUGUUAAUAUGUUUUAUUAAGGGUGGUUUUUAAAUAUAUUUUACUUCAUUAGCUUCAGUAACAUUUCCAUUUGCACUUCUCUCCAGCAACAAAGAUACAGGAGAGAUGCCUGUAUGUUUGUAUUAACUGCAGGAUAUCUUGAGAAUCUCUCAUUCAGUUAUGAUGAAGCUUGGUACAACUUAACACAAGGCUUCUCAAACUCGGUCCUGGGGACCCCCUGUGUCUGCUGGUUUUCAUCCCAACCACGCUCUCAGUUA